Messenger RNA from Leucoraja erinaceus (little skate), 2970 nucleotides. Its product is annotated as palmitoyltransferase ZDHHC18-like. The record is from RefSeq and is a predicted model, not a curated record. The transcript is spliced from 9 exons. The coding region runs from base 177 to 1475 and encodes 432 amino acids. NCBI's taxonomy places the organism in Eukaryota, Metazoa, Chordata, Chondrichthyes, Rajiformes, Rajidae. Gene Ontology annotation, cellular component: Golgi apparatus; endoplasmic reticulum. Gene Ontology annotation, molecular function: protein-cysteine S-palmitoyltransferase activity. Gene Ontology annotation, biological process: peptidyl-L-cysteine S-palmitoylation; protein targeting to membrane.
GCUGGGGGCGCUGCGACGGGAGGUCCCCGCGGCCAGGCCAGGCCACCGCCCGUGACCAGCGGCUGUCAUGUUCAGUGCACGGCAAGUGUGGCGGGCCGUGCGGGAGGUGGGCCGCCCACUGACGGAGCUCGAGUGCGGAUACUGUGCGCUGUGAGAGAGAGUCCGUCCCUCCGGUGAUGAACGUGUGCGAGUACCGGCAGAUCGCGCUAGGCCCCGGGCCCGGCUCCGGCUCCAGCGCCACCUCCCAGGCCCAGCUCCCGGCCUCGGGCAAACAGCAGCAGCAGCAGCAGCGCCGUCGCCGCAAGUGGGAAUCGUUCGCCGGGAAGAACCGGUUCUUCUGCGACGGGCGGCUGAUCAGCGGGCGGCAGAGCGGCGCCUUCUACCUGACCCUGGGCCUCAUCGUCGGCACCAGCGGACUCUUCUUCGGGUUCGACUGUCCUUACUUGACAGAGAACCUGACCGUGGCCAUUCCAAUCAUUGCAGGACUACUGUUUGUGUUUGUACUAAGCACAUUGCUGCACACGAGCUUCACGGAUCCUGGGAUCCUGCCGCGAUCUACCCCGGAUGAAGCAGCCAACUUGGAGAAGCAGAUAGAUAACUCUGGUGGGUCGGGUUAUCGACCGCCACCUCGAACAAAGGAGGUGUUGAUCAAUGGACAGACAGUCAAACUCAAAUACUGCUUCAGCUGCAAAAUGUUCCGGCCUCCACGAACAUCGCACUGCAGCCUCUGUGAUAACUGUGUGGAGCGAUUUGAUCACCACUGUCCUUGGGUCGGAAACUGUGUUGGGAAAAGGAACUACAGAUUUUUCUACAUGUUUCUGUUGUCACUUUCCUUUCUAACUGCUUUCAUUUUUGCCUGCGUGAUAACUCACCUUGCACUCCGAUCUCAGACCGUUGGGCUAUUAAACACACUCCAAGAAACUCCAGCUAGCGCACUUGAGCUGGUGGUAUGUUUUUUCUCAGUUUGGUCUAUUCUGGGUCUCUCAGGGUUUCACACGUAUCUGGUGGCUUCCAACCUGACAACUAAUGAAGAUAUUAAAGGCUCGUGGUCCAGUAAGCAUUCAGAUGAAAGCACCAAUCCGUACAGUUACAACAGUAUCUUCACUAACUGCUGUGCAGUCUUGUGUGGACCAAUGCCACCGAGUUUAAUUGACAGACGUGGUUUCUUGGACCCAGAUACAAUACAGCAGUCUGGGGGCCAACAUAAUAUUACUCAGGAAGCGAAAAUGGAAGCCAACCUGUGUGAUCAGGGCCUUAAUGUUCAAGGCAGUAUGCUGUUUUACCAGAGUGUGCCCACUUCCCUUUACCAGACAAGUCUGUGUUUCGUCAACAAAACCAUGCCAGAGAAGUCAGAUGGUGCUGUGAUCUGUGCCAUUGUGCCCCUGGGCUACUUUAAAUCUGCAUACUCGCAAGGGAAAGGUACGAAACAGCUGAUAUUCCAAGCAACAAGGACAGUGUCUUCCCCCAGUGCAUGAGCUCCUCGUGGAUUGAACCAACGGAUACCGGCACACCUUGGACAUUGCUAAAUCUAAGCAAUCUCAAAGACCGCAUGACCUGGCCUUUGAUUAAAUGCACAGUUACUUUGUUAUUGCUGCUUUUAUUUGGAGAAUGACAAAAGGUUUUAGUACCAAAGAUCACUUGCUGCCAGCAGAUCUGUGCAGUUCUUCAACUUAGUGACAAGAAUUUUGAGAGAAGGGACUUGCACAUUCUGUAAUACCAAAUGCCUGGACGUAGCAAAUCUCUGCUGAAGGUCCAUAGUUUGGAGAGAUUCUAAACAUGUGUAAAAGUGAAUGGAGCAUUGCUAACUGUGAUAUUGGGAUGUACUGAUUGGACCGAUAGUUUUAACUACUUGAUUUUUAAGCAACAUUUGAAAUAUGACAUUUGGGCGGAUAAAUGUUUUUUUGCACAAGGUUUGUAUCAGAAACCAAUUCAGUAUUCAUAUGGUCACUAUAUGAUGCCACUACAACAUUCUGAGCGGAUCUUUCCUGUUAAAGAAAUGAUCAUUCCUAAACUUUUGGGUUAAUAUGUAUUUCUCUAAUAAUGUAAUGGAUGAAUAUUUGGAGACAGUAAACAAGCACAAUAUCACAACAGGGUAGAAUCUGCCAAUUAUUAGAUGGAAUAGUCAAGAGUAUAUACGCUCACCAAUGCAGUUACUGGAGUCGACCCAUAGACUUGCCCCUGUGAACACUGCAGAAUGUUAUUUCAACCGACAUCCACAAUAAAUAGUCAUCCACGGAACAUUUGUAUCUGGCAGUAUUCCGAUCCAAGCAAGUACUCUCAGUGCAUGAAACCAUUCCUGGAUUAAAUGACUGGAUACCUUGGACAUGCCCAAGUAUUAAUAAUAAUUUAAAGUAUAACAGGUGAAGAAGUCAAUAGUGUUUUCACAUGCUUGGUUGACUCAGCACCUUACAGUUUAUACAAUGCUUCCCAACAUGGCCACACGUUUCAAAAUGGUAUUCAUUCUUCUUUACUUAAACCAUUGGAAGAUUAGCAUCUACAAUGUACAACAUGCCUCUUUGCCUCUCGUAUGUGAAGACGGGGGUGUGAUGUUCAAUUUGAACGGAAAAGUAAAAGUAACAAAAGCACCCCCUCAUCUCUGAAUAAUUCCAUCGGGAUGAUUCCUUGAAAAUACAACUUAUUGUCUGAUAUUCUGAGCUGGCCACAGUUGUAAUGAACAAGGGGAAAGCUGUAACAAUUGGGAGGUUGCAUAGCAAGCUCAUUCGGAAAGUGGCACUCGCGAUGAUACUUCAGUGAGAACAGGAUUAUAGUCAUGCAGUUUUAAGUGGCAUUAGCUAAUUUAUAAGCAAUAUGGACAUCUGACUUGUAUCGUGCAUUGCUCCAGAUGAUAAUAAAGUGCCUUGUGCAGCUGCUUUGUAUAUAUUCCAAAUACACCUGAUUACUGUAGACUGUUCAUAGUAUUCCUGUAUUCAUUCCAAUAAAUAUUGGCAAAUUUAAUGCUUUAAAGUGGAA